Molecule: messenger RNA, 2325 nt
Organism: Dermochelys coriacea (leatherback sea turtle)
Lineage: Eukaryota; Metazoa; Chordata; Testudines; Dermochelyidae
Gene: POLR1C
Product: RNA polymerase I and III subunit C
Exons: 9
Coding region: 95-1135 (346 amino acids)
Biological process (GO): DNA-templated transcription
Cellular component (GO): RNA polymerase III complex; RNA polymerase I complex
Molecular function (GO): DNA binding; protein dimerization activity
Source: RefSeq, a predicted model, not a curated record
AUCACGUGAUGGAGAGGCGGGGACGUGCUAGUGCGCCUGCGCAGUGAAGAGCAUCCCUGUCGCUGUGUCGCGUGCCCGGGGAUGCCAGCGGGGCAUGGCGGCGCGCGGCGGCGUGGAGGAGAUGCGGAGCCGUGUGGUCCUUGGGGAGUUCGGGGUCCGCAACGUGCACACCACGGACUUCCCCGGCAACUACCCCGGGUACGACGACGCUUGGGACCAGGCCAAGUUCGAGAAGAAUUUCCGGGUGGACGUGAUCCAUAUGGACGAGAGCACGCUGGAGUUUGACAUGGUGGGGAUCGACGCAGCCAUCGCCAAUGCCUUCCGGCGUAUCCUGCUUGCUGAGGUGCCAACGAUGGCUGUAGAGAAGGUCUUUGUGUACAACAACACGUCCAUCGUGCAGGAUGAGAUCCUGGCCCAUCGCUUGGGCCUUGUUCCCAUCCGAGCUGACCCACGCCUCUUUGAAUAUAAGAAUCAAGGUGAUGAGGAAGGCACAGAAAUUGACACGCUGCAGUUCCAACUGAAAAUCAAAUGCAACCGGAACCCUUGCGCAGCCAAGGAGUCAUCUGACCCCAAUGAGCUCUACGUUAAUCACAAAGUGUACAGCAAACACAUCACAUGGGUGCCCCUAGGAAAUCAAGCAGACCUGUUCCUAGAUGCAGAUUUGCGGCCUGUUCAUGAUGACAUCCUUAUUGCCCAGUUGCGGCCUGGCCAGGAAAUUGAUGUGCUCAUGCACUGUGUCAAAGGCAUAGGUAAAGACCAUGCCAAAUUUUCUCCAGUGGCCACAGCUAGUUACCGGCUGCUGCCUGACAUCACUCUGCUGCAGCCUAUUGAGGGGGAGGCAGCUGAGACGCUGAAGAAGUGCUUCUCUCCUGGAGUUAUUGAGAUUCAGAACAUCAAAGGGAAGAAGGUAGCAAGAGUGGCCAAUGUUCGGAUGGACACAUUUAGCCGGGAGAUCUUUCGGCACGAUGAUCUGAAAAACCUUGUGCGCCUGGCACGAGUGCGAGAUCACUACAUAUUCUCAGUGGAGUCUACAGGUGUCCUACCCCCAGAUGUGUUGGUGAGCGAAGCCAUCAAAGUGCUAAUAGGGAAAUGUCGACGGUUCCUGGAUGAGUUGGACUCCAACCACAUGGACUGAGCAGUUCAAGGCCUCAUGUUUGAGAAGCAGAGACUGAUUCUAUUGGCCUGGGCUCUUUAUCUGCAGGGAUUGUUUCCAACCCACAAGCCUCUGUAAACAGGAAGCGUACCUUCUGUGUUACCAAGCAAUGGGACCAUCCAUCAACUAUCCCCCAUACUGUAUGUAAGCAAGCAGGUGGACACACUAGAAAUGAAGGUGUGCUGUUAACAGUUUCAGGACUGAUAGCACCUCCACUUCCAGCUAUGUAUAUACACUAGCAGGAGCCUAGGAAAGUUUUAUGACUCAUUUUCUAAUGGUGUGCAGCACCGGCAGAGGAAGGCACAACAGGGGCUUGUACUGGCCACGGGGCUUGACUAAAGGCCCUAGGUCUUCUAACUGAAGCCUUGCUAAGGAGAAGACCCAGCUUCAGCCAGAGGCAGAUUGUGUGGAAUUGUUAAUAAAGUAGAGGCUGUUUUAACUGUCAGACUUUAUUCAAUAAAUUUAGCCUGGGGGUGGCUUGAUUUUCUAAGGGGGUAAGUGGAAAGAGUUGCACUUAAUUCAUUAACAAUAAAAAUGCUAGUGCUGCAACACUUGAGCUGGUGCUUCAGAAGGUGAGCUAUAGUGUUGAGAGGCUAAAAUGCCACUUUCCCUUUUUUCCCUUCAGCAGAAGCAAUUGCUGUAUUUGCUAAAAUGGAUAUUUGAUCACCAAAGGGAAGAGAGAUGCUAAGACCAUCUCUAUUAAGAGGGGGUAUGCUCUGUGAAAGUUUAAAGCAGUACUGCUUACACAGGAGCAUGGGUUUUUGGUCAAGCAGCACAAAUUGAUAGAAAAAUAAAAUUGGAUUUUAAACAUUCUUAGGCAGCUGUAGGCCUAACAUAAGCCUAGCUAAAGAAAGUUUUAGAAAAGGAUACUAGCCUAUUCAUAUGGAGUCCCAUCUGCUAAAUGUAGGCAUGUGAUCUGUGUGACUGCAGAUUUCAUCACAACUAAUGAAACUAGUAAAAGGGAAAGUAUAAUAUUCAAGUAAGGAUCACAGUGGAGAGGGAGUGCUGCCCUGGCUCUGAGCCUGUUCAUUAUACACAAGCAGCUUGCUUCUUAGGUUGCAACUAAGUAUUAUUAAUCUUUAUUUAUGGGCUCCAGUAGGGGACCAAAAAUAAAAGAAUAUCAGUAUCCUACUACCCUAAAAAUAAGGCUGCCCAAUUUUUCCCACCUAGGG